Messenger RNA from Humulus lupulus (European hop), 330 nucleotides. Its product is annotated as extensin-3-like. The transcript has a single exon. The coding region runs from base 1 to 330 and encodes 109 amino acids. The record is from RefSeq and is a predicted model, not a curated record. NCBI's taxonomy places the organism in Eukaryota, Viridiplantae, Streptophyta, Magnoliopsida, Rosales, Cannabaceae.
AUGGCAAUUUGCUUCAUAGCCACAAGUGUUGUCGCCGAUUACAACAAGCCUUAUGUUCAUUCACCGCCACUUCCUUCUGUGCAUAAAUCUGUUACAUCUCCACCAGCGAUAGUACACUCAUACAAGCCUUAUGUUCAUUCACCACCACCAAAGCAUGUAAGCCACCCACCUUAUGUCUACAAGUCCCCUCCUCCGCCAUCCCCAUCACCACCACCUCCAUAUGUUUACAAGUCUCCUCCUCCACCAGUCCACCCACUCCCAGUUAACAGGUAUUAUUAUAGAUCACCGCCACCGCCGUCUCGCAAGCUAUCUCACAAGCUAUACGUCUAA